Molecule: messenger RNA, 2103 nt
Organism: Babesia sp. Xinjiang
Lineage: Eukaryota; Apicomplexa; Aconoidasida; Piroplasmida; Babesiidae
Product: Geranylgeranyl transferase type-2 subunit alpha
Exons: 7
Coding region: 1-2103 (700 amino acids)
Biological process (GO): protein geranylgeranylation
Cellular component (GO): Rab-protein geranylgeranyltransferase complex; cytoplasm
Molecular function (GO): Rab geranylgeranyltransferase activity
Source: RefSeq, a predicted model, not a curated record
AUGCACGGCAUCCGUCGGGAAGACUUUUAUAAAACUGCUGAAGAGGCUGAGGCUUUUAAGCGUAAGCUUGAGAAGGGUUACAAGUUACUUGAUUCCUUUGUGAAUAAUGUGCGUGAGAGUGAGUGUACUGUUGAAUCUUGCGAUGGUAUUUUGGGUGAUCCUGCUGAGGCUGAUCGUAUGUUUGAAUUAUCGACUGCGAUUAUAGAUUUCAUGCCUGAGUACAACCCAUCAUGGCAUUAUCGCAAGAACUAUUUCUUACAACCAAGGUUGGACCGUGAACGUUUGGUAUCACUUUUGUUGGAUGAGCUUGUAUUUACAGAGUCCGUAUUGAAGAAAACUCCUAAAUGUUUUUCAUUAUGGCAGCAUCGUUUAUGGGUAUUAACGCUAUUGUUUAAUAUGCGUUAUUCUGGUGUUAGUGACAUUUUAACUAAAGAGCUUUCUUUAUGUAUGACCCUUUUCAAGGUUGACGGUCGUAACUUCCACUGUUGGGGUCACGUGAACUACGUUCGUCAUUAUUUGAAGGUGUUAGAAUCUGAGGGUUUAUCUGGUGGUAGUGUGGAUGAUCUGUGUUAUUCCGAGUUCAGUAAAUUGAUCGCUAAGAACUUUUCGAAUUUUUCUGCAUGGUGUCAUCGUGGUCAAUUAUCUGAAACUCAUGGUUCCUUGGCUGAUGAAUUGGAUACAUUGACCCCUGCUAUUUAUACUGACCCCAACGAUCAGUGUUUGUGGGAGCAUUUCGAUUGGUUAUUGUAUCGUCGUAACGCUUUGGGUUAUUACCUUGUUCGUUCCUUUUAUUGUUCUAAAUCGCAUAGUUUUGUGUUCUACUUUAACGAUUGCGUGAAGCUGUGGCCUAGUGACAGUUUUAUUAUAGCCGGUGUUUCUGAAGAGAAUUGUGGUAAGCUCGAUGGCACAUGGUCUGCUAUAUCAUGUGUUUCUCAUAAUCGAAGGUUACAAGACGUCGAUGUUCCUGAGUAUGCAUGGCGUUAUACAUUGUAUGAGCCUUGUGCUGUGGAAUCCAUUGCGUACGUAUCCUUAUCUCUGACUAUCGAGACUGAUGAAGGUGUUAUCGAUUCUUUUUAUUCUCGUCUGCGUCAUAUGUCUAAGUGCAACUUGUCAUCUGAGUUGAACUCUAACGGUGACCUUGUUCCAUGUUUAUUAGCUUUACGUUACAAAUUGGAGGUUUUGGCUAAUGGUGAUAUGCCUUUGCCUCUUGCUAAAUUGGAAUUUUCACGUAGUCGUAUGGAUUCUGCAAGUGGUUGGGAGGAUUUGUCAUCUGUAUUGCGUGGUCCUGCUAUAAUGCCUUAUUCUCUGCGGAUAGUGUCACUUGGCAAGGACGUAACCGAUAUUAUUUUAGAGCAGCAGCUGGAUAUGAUUAAAUCGUUAUUGUCUAUGGAUACUGAUUCGAAAUAUUUAUAUUUGGCUAUGCACAAGAUCCGGCAGCAGCUGGGUCAGCCUUCUGAUUCUGAAGAUUGUUAUGCUAAUGUGGCCCGUAUCGACCCUUUACGUGGUACUUUGUAUGGUGAUCUGGAAAUGUUUUGCAAGGUUAAGCGCAUUUUGGACGCUACUGCUGCUACAGGUAGUGCGUGUGCUAACCUUGCUGAUAUGAAUUUGCGUCAUUUGAGUUAUCGUAUUUUGCAACCGCAUGUUUUGCUAGAAGAGUUGGAUCUUAGUGACAAUUUAUUAAGUGACAGUUCGUUAUUGGAUUUCGGGUUAUAUGUGAUGUUUAAGUUACGUCAUGUGAUAUUAUCUGGUAAUAAAUUUACAUCCUUAUCAAGAAUCUUGGACUCUUUUAGAAGCGUUGUACCUUUGGAACGAUUAAACCUUUCGGGUAACCCUUUGGCUGUUGAGACGGAUUGGGCUGCGAUAUCGCUAUCACCUUUUCUUCGGGAGAUUGAUGUGAGUGACACUCCUCUGUCACGUUUCAUUCUAGAAGAAUGUGGUUUAUCUGGUUGUACUGACUAUGCUUCGGUGCCAUUUCCACAUUUACCUGAUUUUUGUGUUACUAUAUAUGGCCCAAAACCUACUUUUGACGAGGAGACAGUACCUUCUAUAUACCAUGAGGGCAUAUCACGUGUACUGUUAUGUCGAUCAUGCAAAAAAGAGUGA